[Torrubiella] hemipterigena is the source of this 921-nucleotide messenger RNA. The record is from the annotation of a GenBank genome assembly. NCBI's taxonomy places the organism in Eukaryota, Fungi, Ascomycota, Sordariomycetes, Hypocreales, Clavicipitaceae.
AUGGCUGCGCCCCGGCCCAACUGGGAGGAUGAGAAUGACGAGGAUAUUUUCGAUGUGGCUGACCCAAAUAAUGUGUCAGUCGUCGUGGGUACGCCGCCUGUUAACUGGGAAGAGGAAGAUGACGAGGACAUUCCCGACGUGCCUUUCCCAGAGACCAACCUCAAGCCCAACGAGACCGCAAUCAUGCCUCCUCCAUCCAACAGCUCGAUCACGGCUCCUCCUACCAACAACACCUCAACCACGCCUCUUCCAUCCAACAGCACGUCCAUCAUGCCUCCUCCUUCCAACGGCAGCGUCGACAUCUUUAGUGAAGAGACUGUCUUUAUGACCGGCUCUGCCAACGGCACCACCAACUACAUCCGCAUUCUCAACAACAGCACAGUUUCCACCCAGUCCGCACGCACUUGCGACUCCGAUGCCCAGGCGCUCAACGUUGCCUUCCAAGCCUGCAAGGACUACGCUAUCAAGGCCAAGACUGUUGUCGAAAGCGCUACUGAAGACGUCAUUGCCCGCUACUUCACCAGAGGCGACGUCAACACCCGCAACAAGAUUGCCACCCGCUACGGCCUCAUUGCUGAGGAGUGCGGCCGCGCUGGCCAGGGCAUGCUCGGCACUACCUGUGACUCUGACCGCUGCCAGGCCGGUAGCCAGACUGCCUAUGGGGUGGCGUACGUCAACAACCAGGCACAGGCCUUCUACUGCCCGCUCUUCUUCUCCUACUACGACAUGGACGAGCAUGUGUUGAGCAACGAGCCGUGCCUAAAGAGACGCGACCGUAUGACCCACGGCGCCAUUGUCCUCCAGCACGCUGGCUUUGCUGCUGCCAACCUCAGCUUUGAGACUGGUACUCGCUCCGACGAUGCCUAUAGCUAUGCCAACUUUGCGAGUGUCAUGGCUAGCCCUUGCACCGCGACCCGCUAA